AGGUCCCUUCGCCUUUUGUUCGGUUACUGAGUUGCUGCCUUGGCCAGAGUCCGGAGCAGCCGCCGCCCGAGCGCGCCGAGCUCUGAUCGCUGCCCGCGCCGGCUCCCAGCCCGGCCCGACCCCUACACCCAGCCCGGCCAGGCUCCACAAGCAGCAGCCGCCAUGGAAGUGAUGAACCUGGUCGAACAGCCCAUCAAGGUGACUGAGUGGCAGCAGACAUACACCUAUGACUCUGGCAUCCACUCGGGUGCCAACACCUGUGUGCCCUCAGUCAGCAGCAAGGGCAUCAUGGAAGAGGAUGAGGCCUGCGGGCGCCAGUACACACUCAGGAAGACCACCACCUACACGCAGGUGCCCCAGAGCCAAGGCGACCUGGAGUACCAGAUGUCCACGACGGCCAGAGCCAAGCGGGUGCGGGAGGCCAUGUGUCCUGGCGUGACAGGGGAAGACAGCUCGCUGCUUCUGGCCACCCAGGUGGAGGGCCAGAGCACCAACCUGCAGCGGCUGGCUGAGCCGUCCCAGCUGCUCAAGUCGGCCAUCGUGCAUCUCAUCAACUACCAGGAUGACGCCGAGCUGGCCACCCGGGCCCUGCCUGAACUCACCAAACUGCUCAACGAUGAGGACCCGGUGGUAGUGACCAAGGCAGCCAUGAUUGUAAACCAGCUGUCCAAGAAAGAGGCGUCGCGGCGGGCGCUGAUGGGCUCGCCCCAGCUGGUGGCGGCCGUGGUACGUACCAUGCAGAACACGAGUGACCUGGACACGGCCCGCUGCACCACCAGCAUCCUGCACAACCUGUCCCACCACCGCGAGGGGCUGCUUGCCAUCUUCAAAUCAGGUGGCAUCCCUGCCCUGGUCCGCAUGCUCAGCUCCCCCGUGGAGUCGGUCCUGUUCUAUGCCAUCACCACGCUGCACAACCUGCUGCUGUACCAGGAGGGUGCCAAGAUGGCGGUGCGCCUGGCAGAUGGGCUGCAGAAGAUGGUGCCCCUGCUGAACAAGAACAACCCCAAGUUCCUGGCCAUCACCACGGACUGCCUGCAGCUCCUGGCCUAUGGCAACCAGGAGAGCAAGCUCAUCAUCCUGGCCAACGGAGGACCCCAGGCCCUCGUGCAGAUCAUGCGUAACUACAGUUAUGAGAAGCUGCUCUGGACCACCAGCCGUGUGCUCAAAGUGCUGUCUGUGUGUCCCAGCAAUAAACCUGCUAUCGUGGAGGCCGGUGGAAUGCAGGCCUUGGGCAAACACCUGACAAGCAACAGCCCCCGCCUCGUACAGAACUGCCUCUGGACCCUGCGCAACCUCUCGGACGUGGCCACCAAACAGGAGGGCCUGGAGAGCGUGCUGAAGAUUCUGGUGAACCAGCUGAGCGUGGACGACGUCAACGUCCUCACCUGUGCCACGGGCACUCUGUCCAACCUGACGUGCAACAGCAGCAAGAACAAGACGCUGGUGACCCAGAACAGCGGCGUGGAGGCGCUCAUCCACGCCAUCCUGCGAGCCGGCGACAAGGACGACAUCACGGAGCCCGCCGUCUGCGCCCUGCGCCACCUCACCAGCCGCCACCCCGAGGCCGAGAUGGCCCAGAACUCCGUGCGCCUCAACUACGGCAUCCCGGCCAUCGUCAAGCUGCUCAACCAGCCCAACCAGUGGCCGCUGGUCAAGGCAACCAUUGGCCUGAUCAGGAACCUGGCCCUGUGCCCAGCAAACCAUGCCCCGCUGCAGGAGGCCGCGGUCAUCCCCCGCCUCGUCCAGUUGCUGGUCAAGGCUCACCAGGAUGCCCAGCGCCACGUGGCUGCGGGCACACAGCAGCCCUACACGGACGGUGUGAGGAUGGAGGAGAUUGUGGAGGGCUGCACCGGAGCCCUGCACAUCCUGGCCCGGGAUCCCAUGAACCGCAUGGAGAUCUUCCGACUCAACACCAUUCCCCUGUUCGUACAGCUCCUGUACUCGUCAGUGGAGAACAUCCAGCGUGUGGCUGCCGGGGUCCUGUGUGAGCUGGCCCAGGACAAGGAGGCUGCUGAUGCCAUUGAUGCUGAGGGGGCCUCGGCCCCGCUCAUGGAGCUCCUGCACUCCCGCAACGAGGGCACCGCCACCUACGCGGCUGCUGUCCUGUUCCGUAUCUCCGAGGACAAGAACCCAGAUUACCGUAAGCGCGUGUCUGUGGAGCUCACCAACUCCCUCUUCAAGCAUGACCCAGCUGCCUGGGAGGCUGCCCAGAACAUGAUCCCCAUCAAUGAACCCUAUGCAGAUGACAUGGAUGCCACCUACCGCCCCAUGUACUCGAGCGACGCGCCCCUGGACCCCCUGGACAUGCACAUGGACAUGGACGGGGACUAUCCCAUCGACACCUACAGCGAUGGCCUGCGGCCCCCCUACCCCACGGCAGACCACAUGCUGGCCUAGCUGGCCCAGUCCAGUGCAGUUCCUCAUCUGAGAGGCUCUCCGUGCAGGUGAUGGGGCGAGACAGAGAAGUGCCUGAGCCCCGGGGGAGG
This is a messenger RNA of Ailuropoda melanoleuca (giant panda), 2486 nucleotides long. RefSeq names its product junction plakoglobin (gene JUP). The record is from RefSeq and is a predicted model, not a curated record. Lineage: Eukaryota; Metazoa; Chordata; Mammalia; Carnivora; Ursidae. Bases 163 to 2397 code for a protein of 744 amino acids. Gene Ontology annotation, biological process: cell adhesion. Gene Ontology annotation, molecular function: cadherin binding. The transcript is spliced from 15 exons.